GAGUGUCACACCUUCUCGCCUCCCAACAGGAUUGAGCACAGGAUCUGGUCGGUUGGUGAAAAUGAGUGACCGAUGGGUUGGUUCAUGGCCAGAUUACGGUUUGUCGCGGUGAGAGGCAAACAAGAGCGCGAUUGGGAAUCUUGGGCCAUCCUAGCAAACAGGCAGGCAGUAUUGGCAGCAGCAGUUAUCCAGCUUCUUCCUGUAUUGUGGGGAUUUUCUCCGGUGCGCUUGGGAUGUGUGUACUUUUUCUUUGGCGUGUGUAAAGUGUAAAGAGUUCUAGUUUCUGUCCUAAUCAGUGCGGGCUAAUUUUUUUGCUUUUUGACCAAUUGGUAGCAAGUUAUUCCGUGUUUCCGCAGAAGAUUCGCUGGUGGAAGUAAAACAACUAUUACUUUUUUGGUGUAGCAAUGCUUUCGGACUGAAGUGAUUUGAGUCAGACGGAUACUCUGGCCUUCGAAUGAUAGUCAGUGAUAGUUUCGAGAUUGAAAAGUGCGUUUUUCGACCAUAGCCUUGGAUAGAGAAGGGAAGAACAGUAAGCUACAGUUUUUGGUACGAAUUUUUCCAGGGUCGAAGUGAAAAAGUAGAGGAAAAAAAUCGCCCCACCCUCUAGUUAGCUCAGGGCGAAUGGUAUUCUGACGAGACCAGUGUUGCGAUUGUUUGAUGCAGUGUUGGCUUCAUUGAUUCGCUUCUAUGUCGAGUUCUAUCAACGAAAAGAAAAUCUAUAGUUGGCUAUGAAAAUUCUGGUAGUUGAUCAAUAGGCAGUACACAGUUUGACAGAAUUGCAGCCUAUCAGACAGUUGGUGUACAUGUAUGUGUGUAUGUGUGUUAGUGUAAGAUAUAGAAAAGCGAUCCCGUUCUGGUGAGACGGCAGGAAAAACACCACCCCUUGCAGGGCUAGGAAGUUGGAGCGUGAGUGACGCACACGGAGAUAUCGAAUACAGUAAACAACUCAAGAGCGCAUAUGUAAGUGCACGUGCUACUUGAAGCAGGUGAGAGUGAUUUUCCCGGCGUUUCGUUCAGCGUAUUUGUGAGUGACUAACUCGUCCGUGGAAAACAAUCAGUGUUGAACCUAGCAACGAUUCGUCAGCAGGAUCAGGAAGCUGCGGUCUUUUCGGUGUCGUGCUUUCUCGGUCAGUGUUACAGUAGAAUCCGGAUUGAGCAGACACACCGGCUCCAGGACUCGUUCCGCAGGUGUCGGUGUGGCGAACCCACUCUGCUACUACAACUGCAGAACAACAAAGGAAUACCCUAUGCGGUAGAACUGAGGCACACUUGCCGAUAAGUUCUUACCAACUACCGAAUCACCAUCAGGACCUAGUUCCCUUGGCGCAUUAACCAGUCGUGCGGAGGAAAAAAAAAACGUUGGCAAAACGGAACUGACUCUGCACGGUCCAGAUUAUCUCGUUGUUUAUAUUUUUACCAUAAUUACGUUUUCGGAUUUUGGUUUUUUGCCUCCGCGGCGGCGGCGGCAUCACCGGCGAUUGGCUGAAGAUUUAUUUACACUGGAAAAAAUUGUUUACCUAGUGUCGAUCAAACUCUGAAACCGUGCGUGAAACCAGAAGCAAAAAAAAAAAAAAACGAGCAGUGAAAUUUUGCUUUAUUGCUACGACUUGGUGGCAGUGUGGAAUGAUGGUCAGUUCAUUGAAUCACGAUUGAAUUGUUGAGUCGGAUCGGGGGCAAAAAUUUACGAUAAAAAUUUCAGUUCUUGAAUGUUUGUGAAUAUUGCGAAAAGUUGAAUUGACCUACCGGAUGGGAAAGAAUGUAUUAAUGACAUCUGAUAAACAUAGAUAAAUAUUAUCUAAAUCAUAACGAAAUAGUUGCUGAUAACAAAUCGGUUCUCGCGAAAAAGUGCGUGAGUAAAGUAGUGAAACGUGAGGUUGCGAGUUGAAUUCAGAAAAAAAAGAAUCAAACGAAUCAAACAACACCAGUAAACAUAAAGCAGAAUAUACGAUAACGCUGUGCUUGUUUGCAUUGAUAAACAAAUAGAAUAUACAGAGCCAAAGGCGUUAUCAUCAUGGCUGACGACGAAAUUUUGUUCGACGACGUUUACGAGCUUUGCGAGGUGAUUGGAAGGGGUCCCUUUUCGAUAGUCCGACGGUGCAUUCAUCGGGAGUCCAACCAGCAGUUUGCAGUGAAAAUUGUUGACGUUGCGAAGUUUACCGCCAGCCCCGGCCUCAGCACCUCCGAUCUGAAACGAGAAGCAACAAUAUGUCACAUGCUAAAGCAUCCACACAUCGUCGAGCUGCUGGAAACGUACAGUUCGGAAGGCAUGCUGUAUAUGGUUUUCGAAUUCAUGGAAGGAUCGGAUAUAUGCUUUGAAGUGGUCAGACGUGCCGUGGCCGGAUUUGUGUACAGCGAGGCAGUGGCGUGUCACUACAUGCGACAGAUUUUGGAGGCACUACGCUACUGCCACGAGAACGACAUCGUCCAUCGGGAUGUACGGCCGGCGUGUGCACUACUGGCGACCGCGGACAACUCAGCACCGGUCAAACUGGGCGGUUUCGGAUCGGCGGUGCAGCUGCCAAACGGUCGGGAUUCGGUGGAGACGCAUGAACCGCACCGGUCGUACUUGAGUCCCCAAGGAAAGCUCUACCUGAAAUCCGACGGCGAGGGUCGGGUCGGGUGCCCCCACUACAUUGCCCCGGAGGUGGUCACGCGGCGGAUUUACGGCAAGGCGUGCGAUGUCUGGGGCGCGGGAGUGAUGCUGCAUGUGCUACUGUCCGGACGGUUGCCAUUCUACGGUUCCGGCAAGCGGCUGCAGGAAGCCAUCGCACGGGGCAGAAUUAUGCUCGACACACCGGAGUGGAAGCACAUUUCAUCGACCGCCAAGGAUCUGGUGCUGAAGAUGCUCUCAGCAAAUCCUAUUAAUAGACCCACUAUAUCGGAAAUCUUGGAACAUCCGUGGAUGAGGGACCGUGAUAAACUUCAGCGCACUCAUCUCGGCGACACGGUGGAGGAACUGAAGCGUUACAAUGCCCGCCGCAAGCUGAAGGGUGCCGUACAGGCGGUGGCCGGUGGGGUCGCCUUGGAUCCACUCUGCUGUGCCGAUACCGAUUCAAUGGCGAUUGGAACCGCAUCGGAGAGCCUGAACGAGUGGGCCGACGAAGAGGCCGGACUGGAGGCCAUACAGAAAAUUCUCGACUCCUUAGACGAUAUUAUAGCACUGCAAGACGCUAGCUGCGAUCCGGAAGUGUUGGCCAAUAUGUUGCGCGACGUAAAGCUGCAUGAGCUUCUUCAGCUCUACGACCGAAUAAGUAGCUCCGUUAUUAAUCCGUCCCGGGCACCACCCGGAGAUGCCAUCAGUCGCUGCCGGGACGCCAUCGAUGCCAUUAGUUCCGCACCGGGACACAAGCAUGGCCGGGAGAAAGCCGAACUCGUCAAUCUGCUGGGAUCGUCACACAUACAGGUUAGUACAUUUUAAUGUUGUCUGUUCUUGGAAGGGUAAGCAGUAUCAAAAAUUUAAAAACUGUUAGCCUACAAAAGAGUACAAAAUCCAUUUUUGUUGUUCCAUACCGUUCUAUAAGCUGAAAACAAAACUCCUAAGAAGGGCAAAGAAAAGUAAAAAUUGCGAUUGGUCAAAAAUGACUAAUCUAGAACAAAAACAACUGUUGGGGUUUGGGUUCGAUCGUUGCGUGUCUGAUUAGGAAACAGAACCGAUUUCGAUCAAAGCACUGUCCAACGUUCGGUGCUACUGAAUGGUUCCCCAGAGUGAAAAGAUCUCGUGUAAUUUUUCACGAAAUUUGAAGACUGAAAAACUGCUCUAAAUUUGAUGUUUCUGGAAGACAAAUCACAAAUUAAACCGUUCCGAUUUGUGUGAAAGUCAAAACAAUUUGUGCUUCUACUAUUUUGGAAAAUUAAAAACACCUGUUUGAGGGUUCAAUAAGCCACAAGGGUUCAGUCACAAACAGCUUGCCAAACCAUAGCUUUUAUUACCAAAUUUUACGACUUGACAUGAUUACUUCGACUUGUUCAAUAUUUGCCCCUCUCGCACCGUGUAAUAUUGUAGUCAGGGUUCCUAAUUGAAUUUCACUAACGUUUCGUCAUCUCUUUUUAGGAGUUUUUUUUUUUGAAAAUUUCAAAAUUAUUUCCCGGGAUGUUUAGUCAUUUCUAAAACAAUUAGAGAAAUUCGAUUUCGGAUUUUUUUUUCAUGUACCAAAUAUAACGCGUUACAAGUUUGGAAAUCUUAUCGAACAGAACAAAACUGAAGAACAGAACAGUAGAACAAUAGAAAAAUAGAACAAUAGAACAAUAGAACAAUAGAACAAUAGAACAAUAGAACAAUAGAACAAUAGAACAAUAGAACAAUAGAACAAUAGAACAAUAGAACAAUAGAACAAUAGAACAAUAGAACAAUAGAACAAUAGAAC
Molecule: messenger RNA, 4364 nt
Organism: Malaya genurostris
Lineage: Eukaryota; Metazoa; Arthropoda; Insecta; Diptera; Culicidae
Product: peripheral plasma membrane protein CASK-like
Exons: 12
Coding region: 2012-3418 (468 amino acids)
Biological process (GO): intracellular signal transduction; protein autophosphorylation; peptidyl-serine phosphorylation
Cellular component (GO): nucleus; neuron projection; cytoplasm
Molecular function (GO): calcium/calmodulin-dependent protein kinase activity; ATP binding; calcium-dependent protein serine/threonine kinase activity
Source: RefSeq, a predicted model, not a curated record